Messenger RNA from Raphanus sativus (radish), 536 nucleotides. RefSeq lists its product as uncharacterized. NCBI's taxonomy places the organism in Eukaryota, Viridiplantae, Streptophyta, Magnoliopsida, Brassicales, Brassicaceae. The coding region runs from base 79 to 390 and encodes 103 amino acids. The record is from RefSeq and is a predicted model, not a curated record. The transcript is spliced from 3 exons.
AGUGUCACAAAUUCGUUUUGUUUCCGUCUUUAGGCUUUUCUCUUGUCUGCCCUAGCCGAGAAACCAAAAAUCGGCGGCAUGGCGAAGAGCAGGAACAAGAAGAAGAAGAGAGACGACGACGUUUCCAUGGACGUUUCCGACACUAAGAGCGUCUCUGAAGCUGCUCCCCAAGCCAUGGACACUUCGGAGACCGGAGACACCAAACUCGCUCCUCGUACUCGUAACCUGACAAGCGUGAAGAAAGGAAAACCUAUGAAGAGAACGAAGACUGCAAGGAAGGUGAAAGCUGUGGCUAAAGCUAUAGCUAAGCACGACAAGUAUGAAGAGAAAGCUUCCAAGAACGUUUCCAAAAAACAGAGAACUCUUUCCGCCAAGUUAUUGUAUGAAUGAUUUUUUUUUUUGUUUCCAGAUAGAAAAGCUUUUAAGGUUUGAGCAUUAAAAAGAAAUAAUUUCUUCAAGUUUGUGCUUCUCCUUUAGUUACAGACUUUUUUUAAUGUUUUUAUGGAUUUUUAUUAUAUGGGAAUAUUUGUCAUUUA